UGUAGAUGCAUUGUGGUUUUUGGUUCAAGAAUAUUUAGUUGAUUUCAAAACUAGAGUUGUUAAAAGUUCCAGGCUCACAGAGAGAAGUGAGAAAGAUGAAGCUAGUCUUGGCAACAUUCCUGCUCAUAGCUCUUGUCGCGAGCUCAUCUUUCGCUGAGACUGCAAUGGAAGGGUCAAGCUUCUGCGACUCCAAGUGUGCGGUGAGGUGCUCGAAAGCAGGACGGCAGGACCGGUGCUUGAAGUACUGUGGGAUCUGCUGCGAGAAGUGCAACUGUGUACCCUCUGGGACUUAUGGAAACAAGGAUGAGUGCCCUUGCUAUAGGGACAUGAAGAACUCUAAGGGCCAGCCAAAGUGCCCUUAGACCUAGUGUGGGUUUCUUUGUGAUUGAUUUCUGCACUUAGUGGAUGUUAAGGGAGAAAUUAAUAAAAAAGGGUCCUUUGCCCUUUUGCUUUCUAAUUCAUGAAUGUUAUAAUUUAUAUGGUUCAACUUCACUAUAAUAUUUAUAUUAUAAUUGUAAUUCAAAGUUCCGACUUAUAAUUUGAAUCUGACUUUAUUUGCAAA
Cornus florida is the source of this 562-nucleotide messenger RNA. RefSeq names its product peamaclein. Bases 96 to 362 code for a protein of 88 amino acids. The record is from RefSeq and is a predicted model, not a curated record. The transcript is spliced from 2 exons. Lineage: Eukaryota; Viridiplantae; Streptophyta; Magnoliopsida; Cornales; Cornaceae.